AGUAUUGCGAAAUUCAGCAUUGAGAGCGCGAGAAAAGCUCAGAAACUUUCAGUUCCUUUGCAUUCUUCAGCACGAACAGUCGCUUUGGGCUGAAAAGCUCCCACAAACACCUCAAACCCCAUCCUAAAGCAAUUAAUUAAUUGCCUUGGCGCGAAUACCUGAGACACUCGGGAGGUGUUUAGUAGAUUUUCCGCAUUUUCCGCAAUUUAGGGAGAGACGAAGAAUGUGCGGGAAAAUGUGAUACUGCCUCAAGUGGUUAUGGGAAAGAAUUUAAUGCAGUGCUAGUGAUCGGAGGAUGGGAACAUUUCUUCACGGAUACGAUCAUCCGGUACUGUGGUCUGAGGAGAAACGUCGUUUGGAGCAGAAGAGAAUUGCUGAGGAGAGUCUGAAGAUUGUCAAGCAGCGGAAGGAGCAGCAAUUUAGGCAGAAAAUCCAAGAGAGAGAGCAAUACAAACAAAUGAUUGAGAAGCACUGUCCAUGGGGAAGACCAGGUGGUGGUGCCCCAAAUGACAAUAUUCGUAUGACGAACAUCACAAAAGAGGGUCUCUUUCCUGAAGCCAUAAAUACUGUUCGAAACUACGUUCCCCCUCCACCAAUGCCAAAGAUUCGUGGUGGUGGUGGUGGAGCCCCAAUCCGUAGUAAUUCGGGGCGCUUGAUUACAACCUUUAGGGAUGAUCCAUCGAUAACGUUUAAGGAUCAAACGAGAAAUAUCGUAGAUAUUGAAUUGAGGUACAAAACAUCUCCUAAAGUAAAGAAAACCUAUAAAAUGGAACUAGAUAAGAUCGUGGCUGAGAAGGAGCGUAGAAAACAAGAGAACUGUGCUUGCGAUAAGACCACAGUAGAUCCUUGGGGUAAGGCUGGUCCAGGAGGAACUCCAUGGCGUCCGCCAAAUGCCAUAGGAUGCUCUUUUAUGGAAUCAAUGGGAUGGACAGAUACUAAACUCCUGCAAAAGAUGGAUUCAGAGACACAUUCAGCCUAUACAAAUCCCAAUAUUAAAGUUAAGGUCACUCCUCCGUCCGUAGAAGAGAAACUUGUAUUUCCGUUCCAGGUGAAGCACAUUAAAGAAGAGGCUAGGAAACCUCAUCCGACUUGCUGCAUGAUGUGCAACUGCCUCUGUGUUAAGGAUGGUAAGAAUAGACAUGUACCACCUCCUCCACCACCACCACCACCACCUAUGUCGAACCCUGUCCCGAGGAGAAUUCGUCGGGAAUGUGACAAACUCACUCCUAAGGUCACGGAGGUUAAGCCUAAGAAUACAAAGCCUAAGAGGAAUGGGAAGGAUCUUCGGACUAGAUCAUAUAUGAUUUCGGGAGGCGUUGAGUUAGUGCCUUUGUUGGCCAAGAGAAGGGCCCAGGAGCGUCCUAUUAGCCUUUCCUCGACUGAUGUUACAAAGUAUAAGGAGGCUCGUCAGUGGGAGAACUACAGCAUUCAGUAUCUCAAUGAUCUGUGCCGUCAGAUGGAUAGGAAGCAGAAAGCAUUUGAGAAAAGCAAGCAACUGGAGAUGGAGACAAGUAGACGGCACUAUGAGACAUGGACCAGUUUCUGGGGUCGUCCAGGACACGGAGCACCGCGUGACAUUAAGAACAAACUCAAUUUAGACGAUUUGCUUUACAAACUUCCCCUAACUAAAGCAAAUUAGUCCUAAAGUAGCGUCCAUUAGAAUUGUUUUAGUCCUAGAAAGAGCAAUUUCGUUUUAGUUAGGACACGAUGAGAGUUAUCUAUUUAUUGUUGAUGAUGAAUCUAAUGGUAGUAACAUUUACUGACUUAGUACUUGAGAUUAAGCAGAUUAAAUGAUACUAUUUCACUGUUA
Phlebotomus papatasi is the source of this 1810-nucleotide messenger RNA. RefSeq lists its product as uncharacterized. The record is from RefSeq and is a predicted model, not a curated record. The transcript is spliced from 6 exons. The coding region runs from base 296 to 1639 and encodes 447 amino acids. NCBI's taxonomy places the organism in Eukaryota, Metazoa, Arthropoda, Insecta, Diptera, Psychodidae.